GUCUCGCGUCGGCACGCGCCGUCCAUGCUGAGCGCCAUGAGCCGGCUCCGGCCGGGCUCUCCCAGCUCGUCGGGCCAGUCGUCUCCCGAGCCACCGGCACCUACGGCGACCGCGGGUCGACACAAGCAGCUCAUCCGUCGUGUCCUGGCGACGGGGCCCCUGCGCGGAUCGUCCAAGAAAAACUCCGCGGCCGCCAACGCAAACUCUGCAGCGGUCAAGCACUCGGGAUCACAGAAGGACAUUAGCCACCUGGGCGCGCCCGUGGGCGGCGGCGGGCGCAUGGUGGGCCCCCCGAUGUACCAGCCGCCGGCCAGCGUGUACGACGAGGACCCGGGCAUCAUGUCCGAGGUGGAGACCUCGGCCACGGGCCUGCGCAGGGCCACCAAGGCCCGCGCCAGCCUGCCCGUCGUCCGCACGCCGUCUAAGACACAGGAGCGGCCACUCGCAAGGAUGACGCUCGUCAAGCCUGGCGAGCUUGGCGACUGGCAGGAUGGCAAAGGAAAUCGGUACAAGGAAGACUACAGGACUUCGAUGUCGCCCUCUGGAGGCGUCUACGUCAACAAUGAGCUGGCGUCUCGGGCGGCCAUGAUGACAUCGCUAGGCCUGGUUUUCCUUCAGUACCGGAGCGAGACGAAGCGGGCUUUGCUGCCGAACGAGAUCACGUCGAUCGACACGGUGAAGGCGCUAUUCGUGCGAUCCUUCCCGAAGCAGCUGACCAUGGAGUAUCUCGACUCGCCGCACAUUCGCAUCUACAUUCACGACCCCUCCAAGGACAUGUUUUACGAGCUCGAGGACCUCAGGGACAUCCGAGAUCGAUCAGUGAUACGCAUAUACGAGCAAGAUGUCAACGACGGGGGUGUCUACAGCACGUACGACCAGGACAUGAGCUACUUUUCGGAACCAGAAUUCGACUCGGAGUAUCAGAACCAGCACAUACACAGGGCGAAGGCGGGAAAGUCUCAAGGAGCGGGUUAUUACGGAGUGCCAGCCUACCCACCAGCAGGCCGGACACAGACACUUCCGCACGGAGCCACUAUCCGGCCCUUCUCGCCCGCACCGCAGGAGAGGCCCAAGCCGAGCCCAGGCUACUCGCAAACCCUUCCCCGAGGAAUGACCUACUCGUCGGUGGCGCUGAGUCCGGAAAAGAGGCAGCCUGGCCUGCUCGUGACCGCCGCCGGCCCGCCGGGAGUGGCGCCGGCCAAGCCGCAGCGGUUCUACGGACAGCCACCGCCGCCCCUGCAGGUCGCCUCCCCCCUCACCUCCCCGAGGUCCCCUCUGCCGAGGCCAGUGCCCCCGCCGCCACGCGCUCUGUCUCCGGACCGGGGCGGUGGCCUUCUGGCCGAGGCGGGCUACCCGCCGGUGGUGGGUGCGCCGUUCCCGGCGGGCGGAGUGCCAGCGGGUCCGUACCCACCGCCUACGUCCCCUCGCCGCUACGAUCUGGCCGGCUACCCACCGGCCGACGACCGGGGUCGUGGUGAUCCGGGAUACUCGCCCGAGCGCCGACUCGACCACACGCGCUCCUUGCCGGCCACCUUCAACUCGGCCUACGAAGAGCCCUUCUACGGCGGGGAUGCCGCCGCCGCUUACGGAUCGCGCUCGGGCAGCGCCACGCCCAUCAUCGACGAAGAAGCCCGAAUGCGUGUGGAGUAUAUGGAACGUCAGCUUGCAAGUCUGACUGGGCUGGUGCACAAGGCCCUGGCUGCAGGAACUUCUCCACGGCAGCCAAGUCACCUGAUUCCUACCAGGGACACCGACGUGGCUCCCGAGAAGGACAGGUCGGAUGACGUUCGGCUGCCAGAAUAUGAUGUGCAGAAGCACCCCUUCAAAGAGGAGAAGUCAGUGUCAUUCUCAGACGAGACCCUGGAUUGCCACAAACAAAGGCAGCACUCGCCACAACCAGCAGCAGAGAAACCGACAAAGCCUGCAAUCAAGGGCAUGCGAUCACACUCUAUAGCAGAUGACUACUCUGGAGUGACGUCUGCAAUUCCAGACAAGGAUGGUCGGCCUUCAAAACCAGCUCCACCACCCAAGCCGGCCUCUCUGAGUUGUGGCCUUGAGUCACGGCAGCAUUCUUCAUCUCCGGGAAAAGAUAUUCAUUUCACUGUGGAAGCGUGCUCCCAGCUGCAGCUCUUGAGAAAGCAAACCAAGGACCUGCGGUUGGAAGUACGUAACCUGCGGCGGAUGACACAGACUCAAGCUGUCACCGCCAGGGAAAUGAUUCGGGAGACAUGCCUCAAGAUCAAGGUGAUGCUGGCUGCUGUUCAAGUGGGUGAAGACCAGGUUUGUACAGAACGACUUCGGGUGUCCAGGGAAGAGGACCUGUACAGACAAGAUGUCACACGGCUGGAGAAGGACCUGUCUGACUUGGAGAGUCAAGUAGAGGAGCUCAGGGGCAACGUGAUCAAUCGAAGAUGCCGAGUAAACAUGAGCAAUGUGGAAAGCAUGGCUCUAGUUCUCAGCAGGGCCAGCAAAACAGUAGCAGACCUGAAAGCGCGGUUCCCAAAUCUACAAGAAAGCUUGAAAUCAGUCAUGGGAGCAGAAAUGGAAGUUGUUGUUCGAGAAGAAAAAUUCCUCAAGGAGGAGCCAGAAAGACUAGAAAAUGCACUUAGGCGGUGCAAGAAGCUUACUGGGACACUAGUCACAUUAAAAAGGUUGGCAUCAGUUCAAGAGCAGAGGCACACGGGAGCUCACACGCUCCCUGAGAAAGCAGCAUCAGCGGACGGGCCAUACUCCGACGGCGAGGCACACACUGCUCGGUCAAGCAGGCAGGCUUGGAAGUGGAGUUCUAAUUUCCGGGAGAAAAUAGACCUGUGGAGAGGGUACUCCACACUGGGAUGGUCGGAUAAGACCUGCGACGCGACGGCUGAGCCGGCCGGCGGCGCGGCAAGUGACAGCAGCAAGGGCAGCCCCGCAGCGCGUUCGGAGAAUGCCCUGGAUGCGCUGCUGGAUGAGCUGCAGACCUUCUCGAAGCCGGCAGACAAACGUGGCGGACGGCCGCUAUCGGCAGACUCACCCGUGAGGGCCUCUUCUUCUUCUGCGUCUGUGGGAAGUGCCAAACCACCCUCCGGCGCCACGGUAGUCAUCAUCGACGGUCCAGGCAGCGGCGGGGUUAACAAGAAGACGCCGCCGCCACCUCCACCGCGCACCACGAGCAAGUCACCAGUGACAUCGCCCACGGGCCCACAGCGGAGCCGCUCGGAGCCGGUGCGCACGAACGCGCUGGCCGCGGAGGACGCGAGCAGCAGCAGCAGCGGCAGCAGCGGUGGCCGGCGAGACCAGCUCUCUUCCAACAGCAGCAGCAGUGAGAGCGUCAACUCGCAGGAAGGCCUACAGGCACGCAGCCGACAGGAGCUGCUCGACUCGCGACAUCAGGAGCUGCUACGGAAACAGCGCCAGCUGCAAGAGCAGUACGCCCGGCUGCAGCUCCUCCAGCGCUUGUCGCCACCCAAGCCGGACCUGAAGAAGACCGGCAGCGAGAGCAACAUCCUGCACAAAGCAUCCCUCUCGCUGGGCAGCGCUGGCGGUGCGUCCGGUUCGCUCACCCACCUGGCGGUGCCGUCGUCCGCCCUGCGCACGGGUGCCAAGAUCUACGAGACAGACAUACUGUAGCCACGUGGCAUUCGGCUUGGCCCUCAUUUGUGACGUGAGUGCCCACCAUCUUGGAGGGCUCCCAGCACACACUUGUCCCGGAGGUCUGUCUCCACUGAUGUCUGGCGAAACGCCCAGGGCCGCAGGUCGUGCGCAUGAGGAGGAACAACAGUGCGCGAAAUAAAUACAGAGCACGCAAGAGCAUCGAUAGUAUCAAAAUUGAUUUAAGGUUUCGCCCAGUUUGUACUUUGAAUACAGCACUGAGUCAAGAUAUCAGCUGAUAGCUUAAUGCUUUGGAAAGCUAACGGUUACCCUCUGGUGGUAAUUUUCAGCUGUUGGAAGUGCUCUCCAAAGAACAGAUGCAUUUGGCAAACAGGUAACCAUUCCCGUUUUUUUUUAGCAAUUGGAGUGGACUUUUUCAAAAGGCCUCCAUUUCGAAGUCUUUUACAAGCCUGGAGCGUGUUGAGAGAAAAAAGAUGAGCUGUCUGGUAUCAGUGUUUUUUGCUCUUACAAUAGGGUACGCUGCGUCCUGAGCUGGAAGCCUAAUGCUAAGAAAGCAAAAGGAAAACAUGUGGCUCCUUGGCGUUUAUUUCCUCCCAUGCACUACACGCACCUGUGGCCUGUGCGAAGUGCAAUCGAAAUACUCGGCUCAGCUAUUUGGGCAGGGAGCCUUGCAUUGCAAAAGGGCAUGCGCAAUGUGCCAGUCUGUUUGUACUGGGAGGUGGUUCCUCGCAGUAGAAGUAUAGAAAUUCGCAUUACGUGUUGUGCUGAAAAGCACGUGUCAGGGCUCUUACCCGGUGAAAAAAUGGACAAUGUGCAAUGUGCUAGUAGGAACGGAGUAGAAGGUGGAACGGGCCUAACAUUAGGAAAUACCACGGGAACGCGGACUAUGGCUUCUAUUCGGGAGUGUUCGCCGUGCCUCUUCGAGGACAGUGAUUGGCCAACUUAGUGACGCGAGACAGUCCCGUUUCGCGAAAUGUGCUGCAGCCACAAGGCCAAAAGCUGUCAGCGAUGAGGCAGCCAAGUCCACACAUCACGCAUAACAGCCUCGGCAAGUUCCUCUUUAUUUAUUUAGUAUUUUCACGAGUGUGGUCUUUAUAAUUGUAGGUCUAAAAACCUCCUUCGUCGUAAUGUAUCCAUUUUUCACCCAGCCUACAAAUGCUGUGCGUUCACUUGUCAGGGUGAGUACUUUCUACCGCUCUAUAUUACUAUCUGGCGGAGAAAAAGGGUGCGCCGUGUGUUGGAAAAAUACCGAGGCUUCCAUGAUGGCGCUGUGUGCAGAGUACAGGUAUAGAGGAACCCUCAUUGCUGUUUGACACUUAUACUCUGUCGAAGAUGCGCUGCUCUCUGAGCAGCCCUCAGUGAACGCCAUGCACGAGCUGUCUGAAGACAGAUUGCUUAAAGUGAGAAAAAAAAAAUGAAAGCGAAUGUACUUUAUCAUGCAUAAUCACUGUUAGUUGCUAUAGUGCUCACUCUUCUGAUAAAAAAAAAUGUUCUGUACACUUUUUUAUUCAUGAACGGUCUUUGGCAGGUGAACAUGUCUGUUAUGGUGCCGGGCAGGUCGUAUUCUCGCCCUGAUGUAUUCGCUAAAGACAAAGUUUGGCAGCGGUCUGAGAUGUCAAAAGUCGCAUAUCGUUCACCACCUAUUAUACAAGUCUGUAUUUUUUUGUUAUCCACACUGUAAAUUUUGUCCAAAAACCUUAACCCAACUCGUUGCUUGGUGUUUUCAUGCUUCUAUUUUCUUCUUUGGAAAUUCGCAUUACUUCCGCAAACGACGGUGCUGGCAUUGGCACGGCUUUUGGCAGUUUAUCUUGUACAAACCAGAUGAUACUUGGAGUUCAUUGAUGAGUACAUCAAGUUGGUAGUUUGUCACCGCCAUUGGUUCACCUUUAGUUUAUAUGGACUUCAUGUGGAGAGGUUCGUGCGAGGAACGUGAUCACUUUACGGUUAAAUUUCUAUUGUUUUUUUACUUUUGAAGCUCUGAAAAGGUUUCAUUUGUUACUCUGUAACAAAACUCCUAAUACACUGUAUUGUAACAUGCACAUGGUUUGUAUACACCAUACUGUUCGAUGAGUUCGAGGCAUUAGUGAACGAUGUGUUGAGCUGAAAAACAACAGAAUGUGAAUUUCAAGAUGCUUCUGUUUUCAAGCUCCAUGAUCUUUCUUUUUUAUUUUUGACGCACAACUGCAAAUCAUUUAGGAACAAAAAUCACUGUUCAGCACCACUUGUUGCUAUAUGCACUAUUGUGAUUAAAACGUGAACUAUUUGGCAACUACCUGUUCUUCUAUUCUGCAUUUCUUGUCAGGCUGUCACAGCCUGGAUGGCAACAACGAGCCAAUGAAGCCAUCCAUGAUGCAAUCAAAAACCGUUCUAGCAUCUUUUUAUUGCCAUUGAAGUUAGAGUGCGAUGAAAACAGCUCACCAUGCUGUUAGCAUUUCUUUAAAUCCUCCCCAGUACAUAAAUUUACCUGCUCUAAGCCAAACCUGUCAGAUGUUUUGUUUAAUUAAUUCAAAGAGAAGUGUGCAUUUUCGGUUUCCGGCUGUGAAUUGGUGAAAUAUCAGUUUGUAAUUUAACUAAAAAUAUUCACUGGAAGCGCAUGUACCGCCAGAUGUGGCGUAGUGCGGUCAUUUACAAUUCCUUGGCAGUAAUGAAGCAUUUGCAUUGGCGUCUAAAAAAAAAAGCAGAAUCAGCAUGCCUGAGUCGUUGACGCAUUUCAACAGCUCUGAUGCACUCUGUUUAAGACACAUCUUGGAAACACCAGGCAAAAUUUAGGAUAUAUACACACGUAACAGUCCUUGCUCGGUUCGCACCCCAAUGCCAAUAACUGUUACCAAUGCUGAAUUGAGUGUUGCCUGUCAUACUUCAGUGUACUGCAAAUACCCAUUGCAGAAACAAUACUUCAAUGUAAAAAUUUGUACAUCAAAUACUUUUAAUGAUGAACGGGUAAAAUGUUAACGUUGUUUGCUAAUAAGCUAUAUUCCACGAACAUAGUGUUCGCUAGGGUAAGCUGGUAAGCCUAUUUAUACGGAGCCCUACAUUGUGAAUGAUUGGUUGCUGCAAGGCAAAUGGUUUUAAGUUAAAUAACCAACAUUCACACACCUUUUCGCACAAUAAUUGCUCUCAAAACGGAGUGAACGUGUGCAUAGUUCGGAAACACUAUUAUCACUAAAAUUAUUGUGUAACGCUGUGUUUACUCCAUCUCUAUCUCAAGCAACUCUCUGCGGUGUGCUACCAUUACGUAUACCACUCCCUAGAUUGAUUUCUCUGGCUUGCGUAGCGUUUCUUGGUAGUUUGCGUGCCAUAAAAGUUGUGCGUGCGUAAUGCACUCUGCAUGUGCGAAAGAAAUACCUACACAGCAGACCCAUCUGCACCAACUCGUGUUUCCACAAGUACCUGCCUACCGUCCCCCACCUGGAUACAGUCUGCUUGAAUGUGGAUAGGCUCCUAAAGCCUUAGCUCCUCCGCAGGUUAAUAGUUGUUCUGAAAAUUUUCUUCUUAAUCUAUAACAAGUGUUGUUACAAGCUUAUGUUACUGACAGGUCAGUGGCAGAAUCUACUGUUUGGUGCAUUGUGGAGCCGUGCGACAACAAUUGUCUUGUCGCAAAGCGUAUUACUAGAAAUGUCUGUUGGCUACUUUGGCAGUUUCGCUUACCGCUGAUUUUUAAGGAAGACCAAAUGACCGAUCAAAUAUGCAUGGUUGGUGGGUGAUACUCAUAAGCUGUCCUCAGUGUGCGUGUGGUGCCAUUUAGGACUCAGUACGUAAUGGUUAUGGUCUUACGGACAUUGCCGCCAAGACCAGUGGGUACACAAAUUUCCACGUUUUCACAUUAAGCUGGUUGUUACUGACAAGUUCUUCACUGCUUCUACUGCCAUUUACCGCACGGUAACUGGUGUAAAAUUUCACAGGUGGAAGUGCUUGCUGUUAUAAGAGAGAACAGCUCGUUGUGAAGCUUUCUACGUCUCACAACUAGUCAGAAGACUAAAAUAUAAAAAUAUUGAAAAUGCUUAGCACCAGCGUGUGCUUCACCUGCGCCUCUUUUUAUGUGUAUGAUGAAUCACACCGCAUUAGUACCCAAAAAAGUUGUUUUCGAUAUUAUUCUGGAAUCAAGGGUAAAGAAGAUGUGUAUAUGACUGCGAAAGGGAUGAGCACAUUUUGCUUUUUAAGGUAAAUGUGCUCUACACUUUUGCCUUGCUCUACACUUUUGCCUUGCUCUAAUUAUGUCUUUUUAAUGAUGAAAUCGUCUCUGCUUUCACAGCAACAGCACUUCUUCUCGUAGCCACAGAGCUGUUUAUAUGCCCGGAAAACGAGAUUGAAAAAGAAAAAUCCCAAGCUAAUUGUGCAUAUUGCUGUGCAGAAACUUGUUUUUUUUUUUUCUCUUUUUAUGCGCGAAAUGUAUUCAGUCAGCCUUUCGUGCUAUAUGAAUGUAUGAAUGUGCUGUUUGCAUCUUUUAAAUGACGAUGGCGAACAGUUGAGGCACUUUGAACGCAUAUAUGCACCCUUGCUGAUCUGCUAAGCCUAGACUGUGUUUCCAUGCUGUAUUUAUUAACUGUUUGCAUUCAUUUUUACAAGGGUAUAGUGAAUGAAGCUUUACCUUGCCAUUUCAUUCACUUAUGCUUUUAGCACCUCUUAAUUUUUCAAAGUACUUGUGUGUUGACAUGUAUAGUGCGAUGUGCUAAGCACUUUCUUCAGUAUACUGCACACCUCCUGCUUAAGGAGUGACCAUUGUCAAAUUUUUUACUUUACACUGCACACGACUCUGGUUUAUGCAGCAGCUUUCAAACAAAAAUGCCUUGACCCUUUCUCAUCACUUCAUAAGCCUUUGUUUUCACCUCAAGUUGUUGUUUUCUAUAUAAUAAAUAUGGCAUGGUCAGUGGAGUUCCUUUGUUAUAUCGCCGAACCCUUUGGCAUCCAGGGUUUCCGGACAAUCUCAAGCAAUAAGUUAUGAAACUAGUUUAUUUAGCCAGUUGAUGGUGGGAGCAAUGCUCAAAGUGUUUUUUGGCGCACCUUUCUUUUUUAACGGUCUGCAAGGUGCAUACUUCAUGCGGUAUCAUGCAUAAUAAUCACAUUGGUACACUGUGAGGUACUGAAUCAAAGAAAUCGAACUGGCUUCAAAGCUUCUCAUUUAGGAAAAUAAAUAAAUGUAUUUCGAUAUAAGCACACUAGUUGACAGAAGGGUACCUGCGCAUGGGGGAUGAAACGAAAAUUUCUCUUUGGCAAAACAUGCGAAGCGUCAAUUUCAGUUAUCAGUGUUUACUUAGUUUGCAUUAAAUUGGGCGACAUACACUUUGUACUCGUACAACUUACCUUUAUUUUUGUGUCAAAUAUUUUUGUCGCUUAGUAGGUGUAGCCACUUUUUGACCAAGCUGUGGUGGCGACAAGAUUGUAGUAUUAUGUGCAUGUUUACCAUUAUGCUGACUGUAAGCACUUGUAACCAUGUGAAAAACCUUGACAAACAGAUGCUAAUGUUUGCAUACUUAAGGCUGUGUGUACAUACACGUGUGCUUUUAUCAUUUUAUUCUUGCAUGUAACUUGGUGCGUUUUGAGAACAUCUACUCCCCUUGAGGAAUAGGCCUGCACUGAAGGGUUAUUUUCAGAUGAAAUGCAAUGAAAGAAGAUUCAUUCGUAUGGCCUUUGCUGGUGACAUUUCUAUUAUCUUACUUGUCUCAGGUGCUCUUUGACUUGUUAUAGUCGCAACUGUAUUCAGUAUACAGCGUGGACUCAUGUUUUCUUUGAUAUUGAUUGAUUAUUUACUGGCAGGAUUAGAAUUGUAAUAUAAGUAUGUUGUGAAUUCUGUCGAAAAUAAAAAGUUGUGUCUUGCUCA
Molecule: messenger RNA, 9409 nt
Organism: Rhipicephalus microplus (southern cattle tick)
Lineage: Eukaryota; Metazoa; Arthropoda; Arachnida; Ixodida; Ixodidae
Product: coiled-coil domain-containing protein AGAP005037
Cellular component (GO): cytoplasm
Source: RefSeq, a predicted model, not a curated record